This is a messenger RNA of Symbiodinium natans, 4236 nucleotides long. The record is from the annotation of a GenBank genome assembly. NCBI's taxonomy places the organism in Eukaryota, Dinophyceae, Suessiales, Symbiodiniaceae.
AUGUCUACGGACACUUCGAACAACGAGGGUGUGGAGCUAGCCUCAAGGCACAUUGCGGGGCAAGCUGCGCAGAUGUUGCUCCGCGCUGCAAGCGAUGAGCUCCCAGCGCCGCCCGUGCGUAGAAGGACCACUCUUGCAGGGUUGAGGCGGGACUUACACAAGCUGGAAGCAGAGCAACCAAUGUGGCGACGCCAAGCAACCCGGGCUUUGUUGCUUUACACUGUUGCGCGGAUGGUUGCCAACUUUGCCAUGCCUGCGUUGGUUCGCUUUGCCAGAUCUGCUGAGACAUACUUUUCGGUAUACGGUGACUUCCAGGUUGCCUGCGAUGCGAUUCUGAGACCCUUGGUAACAGGCCUUGGGCUAUAUGUGUUUGUCCACAGGAUGGAUCGUUUCUCUAUCAAAAACAAGCUUCAUGUUUGGAGUUUGCUCACAAUCUGCUGCCUCGCGCUACCCGCGUGUGACGAGAGCAUUGAGCAACUGCAACGGAAUAUGGGAUACUAUUUCUUUCCGAACGUUUGCAUGGCUUUGUGGCAGGUCUUGUGCAACGUCCUACAGGUGUACAUGACGUCUCUCAAGCUGCAAGCCCUCGGUUGGUCUCGGGUAGCCAGGUGCAGUAAUGCGUUGGCGGCGCUUGGCGUUGGAUUGCUUAUGGUCUCUUUGUUCCUCUUUUGGCUGGAGCGGCUACCUAUAAUGCCGGAAUUCGCUGUUGAUCUAGUGCGAAAAAGCUGCUUUUGGGUUUGCCUUCGCUGCAGCUUUGUCGUUUUGAGCUGUCAGUGCUAUGCGUUAUGUCGUGCGGCGGGCAGAGCUAUGACGCAAGCAGCAGGGAACGAUGCUAUCAAGUGGACGGCAGCCCUCCUCUAUGCAAAUUGCUGCCUAGUGCUUCUAGGCCCUUUCUUGAGCUUCAGCAGCCUGUACGUCUAUUCAAUGCAUGUGUUUGAGAAGCUACCCAGGCUACUGGUGACCCUUGACGUCUCUUUCCAGGUCUGCAAUGUGGUCUUUCUCAGUGGCAUGGUGGGCACGAUGCCCAUGAAUCUGGAGGCUUUCCAGAGACUUGCAGAGUUGUCAGGAUUUGGUUUGGCUUCCGCGCGUGUGGCAUUUCCAGGGCACAUCAGCCACAGUGCCCGGGACUGCAUCGUCUCCUUCCCGGGAAAAUACAGCGAGUCUUGGGACAAGGCAGUCUCCAGCGUAACGCAAAAGGACAUGUUUUCACUCGCCUGCGUUUUCUUAACGGACGCCGCCUCUGGUCUUGGUCAGCACGCUUACACCUCGGAGACACGGGGCCACUGCUGGUGCCAUCAAAUCUAUGGCCAGGUGCCCGCAACCACGUACCUCAGCGUGGUAGAGAUGGGUAGUGACGAUCAGCAGAACAGCCAGCAGACCCUUUCUUUCAAAAAAGCGGAUGCAGAUGCUAUGGGCCAAAGACUACUCGUCAGAGAGGACCAGGGAGACCUGGAAUGGGAGCAGGAGUGCGCAGAAGCCCUGCUAGAUGCCGAGGCCCGCUGCGCUGAGAACCAGUACCGGGCUCCCUGGGGAUGCCAGUGGUUUGAAGCGUGGAAGAAGAACGUUGACAGAGCCAGGGAACAAGGGCAAGUGCUUCAUGUCUUUUACUUCAAGGACAGCAAAGGCAAAGGCAAGAUGUCUUGGGAGCAGCUUUGCGACGAGAAGGCCAAGCAGGAUGCUCGAAAGGACAGCGGCUUGGGCGUGUCCCAGACAGCAGAGGUAGCCUAUCUCGACAAGAUUGGACUGCGCUACGAGGAGCACGGCAUCGAGGAGUUCGAAGCGUUCCUGAGGUCGACUUCUGUACCCGCUGCCACAAGCGGUACCAACAGCUCUUUGCUGGCCGCCAGCUGCCUUCACUUUCUGGCCUUGGUGGAAAUCUUUGCCUUCCAGUGGCCUCAUCAGAUGUUCCAGGAGCUCGUGCGCGCAACCGCCGACGUGGCCAACGCCAAGGUGGUGCAUGUUGAGGACGGUUUCGGCGCAGACCUCAGCGCCGACCUCGUCUUCUGGCGCAUCAUUGCCUUUCUGCAGCUCCUGCGCAGCGCCAACGAGCGCCCCUCACAGGAGACGCGCUUUGGGGAGCUGAUGCCCCGCGGCCCCCGACUAAAGGAGGGUGAGUUUGUCUUGGGCGGCAUCGGCAAGUGCGAUGCAGAGGCCGAGUACCGCCGAUGGCGCGAGCAAGGGCCGAGCGCCACCAAAGCAUUGGCCGCAGUGCUCGAAGAUGAUGGCUUUGAGGUCACGGCCUCAUUCGCCCUCUUCCUCGCGCAUGUGGACUUGGUACCCCUCGGCUUUCGGCAGCGCUGCUUGCAGUCCGACAUGGCGGACAUGGUGAGCAGGGCCCGCCUCUUUCGGCGGCGGGUGGAACCGCUCCUGGUGCGCGUCCCGCGCAGCCCAAGAUCGGAGUUGCGGACCGCUGCUGUGCGUCAACUUGCCGAUGCCGCAGCCCCACGCAAGCUGCUGGCAAAGUUCACCGGCGAGAGGGGCUCGGGGCCUGGCGUGGCAAAGGAGUUCUUAGCCCUCGCGAUGGAGGCCGUGCUCUCCGCAAAGACCGGCGAGGGUUACGAGGAGGGUGAGCCAGCCUUCGUCUACGACGCCGACUCCAGGACCUACUGGUUUUCUGAAGCUGCCACCUCCGUCCCCGAGCUCUUUCAGACGGCAGGGGUGCUACUCGCACAGGCGCUCCUGAUCGGGACGCAACUUCAAGUCAAUCUGCCGCCUCUCUUCUACAGCUUACUUCUGCGAGAGCUAGGCGCGGCCGUGCCCGAGCUGGGACUGGCUGACCUGGCUGCUCUCAAGCCGAGCCUGGCCAAGGGGCUUCAGGAGCUCAUCGACUACGAGGGCGCCGACGUGGCUGAGGUCUUUCCCCUGGACUGGCCACGCAGCCAUGAGCUGACCAGCCAGAACCGCGCAGAGUACGUCAAAGACUACGUACAGUGGUUCAUGCAGGAGCGCUUCCAAGCGCAGAUGACGCCCCUCGCCAAAGCAUUCUGCGGCGUCCUUGGCCGAAGCCACUUCCUGAAGGAGGAGUUGGAUGACGUGCAGAUGUUGAAGCAGCGCUUGCAGAAGUUCUGCGGGGUUUCCCGGUUCAGGCAAAGGAUCCUGAACCAGCAGUCAAUCUUAGCAGAUGACGCCAAGCUGGCAGAUGACGCACAGCUGGACCUGCCCCUCCAUCUACAGUUGGUCCUCCUUCCCUUUUGCGACACCUCCACGGAGCAGAGGGAUGAGCUCUUCCUCGCAGUCCAGGGCGAGUCCACUGGCAUGGUGGAAGUGCUCCUUCAGCGGCCCCAGGAUCCGAAUUUACUGGACGCUUUUGGCCGAAGUGCCCUCUUCGAAGCAGCUCGAACUGAGAAUGUGCACAUUGCUGGCUUGCUGCUCGAGGCAGGCUGUGACCCGAACGGUCCGUGUGUCUCCGAAAUCGCGCGCGGGGGCCAGGUCCCGAACGACCAAACGCCGCUAGUGUACUCAGCCGCCCACGGGAGUGCAGACAUGGUGCGGCUCCUGCUCACGGCGAACGCCGACCCGGACUGUGCCAGCACGAAGACUGGCUCGAGGUCCAUUCACCAAGUGCUCUAUUCCCAGGAUGAGACGAAUGGCUGGCCCCUGUGGAAGGAUUGGGAGCUCGUGGAGAGCAAGCUUGGCCUGCUCCUGGACUUCAGGGCGAACGUGGACGCUCCGGACCGGCACGGCCGAACUCCACUCCAUCUGGCCUGCUGUAUAGAGGCUCCAUGCAGGAGCCACCUUGUGGAGUUGCUGCUGGCUGCCAAAGCGAACACCAACUUAGCGGAUGACGAUCAGAGCACACCGCUGCAUUGCGCUUGCGAGCGGGGCUGCGUGGACACUGUCCGCUGUUUGUUGCAAAACGGGGCCCGCUGCACGCUCAAAGAUUGCUUCGGCAGGACGGCGCUGCAUGCGGUGUUUGCGAGCCUCGAAGCAGUACCUUACAGCCGGGCCGUGGACCUUCUGCGGCUUCUGCUCAAGGCGAAAGCGAACCAGGACGCAGUGGACGACCAAUGCGGCACGGCGCUGCACUAUGCGUUGACAUCGAAGGACGGCGCGCCUUUGCUGGUACGAUGCCUACUGGAUGCGGGUGCUCGCAUGGAGGUGGCCGACAAGAACGGGCUUACGGCCCUGCAGUGCGCGCUGCAGCAAACUACCAGCACCCGGUCAAGCGGACUGAGGACUCUCUUCCAGUCUCUGCCCAGGCCUUCCACGCGUUGGCCAAGAUUGGGGGGACAGUAG